Oppiella nova is the source of this 207-nucleotide messenger RNA. NCBI's taxonomy places the organism in Eukaryota, Metazoa, Arthropoda, Arachnida, Sarcoptiformes, Oppiidae. The record is from the annotation of a GenBank genome assembly.
AUUUUUUGCCAAAAUAAUAGAAAUACAGUACCUAUAAUAAUGCAUUGGUGUAUAGUAAACUGUGUACUAAUCGCUACAAUAAUCCCAAUCUAUGGGGUGCUGUCGUACUGUCCGGAAGGCCUGAAGCCGUGUACGUGCGAUGAUGGGUACGUCCGGUGCGACGACGUGACCGGCAAACAACUGAAAGAAAUAUUUACAAAACUACAC